AUGUCACCGUCAACAACAUCAUCAUCAACGUCGUUGGCAACGAUGUCACCGUCAACAACAUCAUCAUCAACGUCGUUGGCAACGAUGUCACCGUCAACAACAUCAUCAUCAACGUCGUUGGCAACGAUGUCACCGUCAACAACAUCAUCAUCAACGUCGUUGGCAACGAUGUCACCGUCAACAACAUCAUCAUCAACGUCAUCGUCAACGUCACCGCAGUCAAUGUCAUCGUCAACAAUGUCAUCGUCAACAUCAUCAAUGUCGUCGGCAACGAUGUCAUUGUCAACGGUGUCACAGUCAACAUCAUCAUCAACGUCAUCGUCAACGACGUCAUCAACGUUGUCACAGUCAACAUCAUUGGCAACGAUGUCAACGUCAUCAGCAACGAUGUCAUCGUCAACAUCAUCAUCAUCAAUGUCGUCGGCAACGAUAUCGUCAAUGUCAUUGUCAACAAUGUCACCGUCAACGUCAUCGUCAACGUUGUCAACGAUGUCACCGUCAACGUCAUCGUCAACGUCACCACAGUCAACGUCGUCAGCAACGAUGUCAACGUCAACAACAUCAUCAUCAACGUCGUUGUCAACGUCAUUGUCAACGAUGUCACCGUCAACAACAUCAUCAUCAACAUCGUCGGCAACGAUAUCGUCAACGUCAUCGUCAACGUCACCACAGUCAACAUC
Eurypyga helias (sunbittern) is the source of this 680-nucleotide messenger RNA. RefSeq lists its product as uncharacterized. Lineage: Eukaryota; Metazoa; Chordata; Aves; Eurypygiformes; Eurypygidae. The record is from RefSeq and is a predicted model, not a curated record. The transcript has 2 exons. The annotation marks the transcript as partial.